CAAAGACACCACCAUCGUAUUUUCUUGUUGAAAUCAAGCAGGAGCAAAAAUGGACAUUUCCAACGAAAAUCAAACGAGUUUUUGGACCCAUGGGCCUCGACCAGGGGCUUUCUAUGACCCUCCCGGUGGCAUGAAAACCACAAGUAGUAUUCCGGCUAAGCACACUUUAAACCCUAUGGUCACUGGAACCUCUACACUAGGUCUCAAGUUCAAUGGUGGUGUCAUACUCGCAGCAGACAUGUUGGGUUCAUAUGGAUCCCUUGCUAGGUUCAGGAACAUAUCCCGUGUGUCAAAGGUCAACGACAGCACGGUGCUGACAGGAGCAGGAGAUUACGCAGACUUCCAGUUUGUCAAAGAAGUACUUGAGCAGAAAAUUAUCAACGAUGAAUGCCUGAAUGAUGGACACAGCUUCACACCCAAAGCACUAUUCUCCUGGCUAACGAGGAUCAUGUACAACAGGAGGUCAAAGUUCAACCCUCUUUGGAACGUCAUGAUCCUCGGUGGAUUCCAGAAUGGAGAAAGCUUCCUUGGUUAUGUAGAUAAGAUCGGUGUUGCCUAUGAGUCUCCUCAUGUAGCCUGUGGUUAUGGCGCCUACAUCGCUCUGCCAAUGAUGCGUGAUGCUUAUGAGAAGAACAGCAACAUGACAGAACAGGAAGCCAGAGCUGUUAUUGAACGAUGUCUCAAGGUUCUCUUCUACAGAGAUGCUAGAUCAUUCAAUAAGUAUGAGAUUGCAGUUGUGACAGACAAAGGUGUUACCAUUGACCCUCCUGCAUCGUCACAAACCAACUGGGAUAUAGCACCUAUGGUAGAGGGAUAUGAAUGACUUCGCUUAAGCAGAGGAUCCAUCGGAUAUGUAAAUUAAAAAGUCUUUGUUAUUAUAUGAUGUACUGUAUAAUAAACCUUUUGUUGUAGUUUCCUAGUUACUGGUAAGAAAAUUUUCUUUACGUUGAACCAUUCAGAAGAUGUAAAUUUCCUAGUCGACAUUUCAUAAAUGCAUAUGUAAGAGUGAAUAUGCAUGAUAAAUACACGAUUGAAUUAUUAGCAAGACAUUGUAAGUUUCUUUCUGGGUCCCGUCUUACAAAGAGCACUGAUUGAUCUGAUCAACCACAACUAUGGACAGCCGGCAACGUCAACAUCUUAAAUGCAAAUUUUUGUUCGAAAUAUUUUCUAGAUUAUAUGAUGCAUAUUCAUCAUUAUCUUCAAGAUUCAGUGCGAUUCUCUUUGUUUUCUAAGGAGAUUGAGCAAAUUGCCUGUAGAAAAAAAUUAUGGUAUGGAUGGAUUUCCAUACAGUUGAGAUUGAUUGGAUUAAUUAAUUGUAACUCUUUGUGAGACUGGGUCCUGAUGUCCCAAAUUUAAGUUGUUUGAAAACACACAAGGGUAUGAAACAAAUAAUUUUUGAUUAACAAUUGGUUCACCUUAUUUCUGAGGCAUAAAUAUUUACAUUUUCAUAUAUGUGUUUCCGUUGCAGAUUCUUGUAUAUUUGGUACAUGAAAGGCAUCAAGCAUUUCAGAAUGAUUUCUGUUCUGCUUGCAUUCCACCAACGUUCAAAUGAAGAAACACAUUGGUAUCUUUGAUUUAUUAUUUGCAAUCAAUGGGAGGAUGUCAAUGGGCCUGCUAUCACAAAGCCUUGCAAUCAAUUUCAGGAUGACAAUGGGCCUGGUAUGACAAAGCUUUGCAACCAAUUUCAUAAGAUUGAUUUGGCAAUGGGCCUGGUAACAAUGCUUUACAUUGAAUUUCAUAAUGGCAGUGGGCCCUGUGACACAGUACUUUGCAAUCAAUUCUAGGUAGCAGUGGGCCUGUGACACAGAGGCCUUUAUUCUGAAGUCAGGUUUAACUUAGACCACAGUCUAACUCUGUACUAAAAUUAUGGGAAGCCAAGAAAUUAAAAAUUAAGUUUAUAUUUUAUAUUACUUAUGUGUAGUAUUUUGUUUUGUUUUGCUUUCAUAAUGAAGAAAAUACUUCAGUAAUCAUUCCCAGACAAUUAUGAACAAAUUGGGUGUUAUAUGAGUUAAUAAACUGAAUGUUUACUGUUAGGGAUUUAUGCUCUAAUUGGCUUUCCAUACUUAAACCACAACUUUAAACCAGAGUUUAAUUUAAACCCGACUUCAGAAUAUGGGCCAAAGCCUUGCAAUGAAUGAAUCUUCACAAGUGUUUAAAGUGUAAUACCAAGUAUGGUAUAUAUUACAGUAACUUGACGAAGAAGAAGAAUAUAUAAUGGGUUUCAUGGUAUACCAUAUAUCUUUCAUAGGAAAUUGUUGGUGCUGAAAAGGACAAUUCAAACUCGACGUUUGGACAAGUGUGUUCUUGUCGUCCUGAAAGUGACAAGUACACACAUGUUGAAACGUUGAGUUUGGAUGGUCUUUUGAGGACCAACUAUGCCCACAAAAGAUACAUGGUGUACCAUUGAACCCACUUCAUAUAUUAAAGUAAUUUUAAGAGCUGAAAAAAAUGCACAAUUACAAAAUACUCAAAUACUCGAAUUCAAAUCUGAAGAUGUGUACAUGUGGUUUAGUUGUAAGCUAAAUGAAUAAUAAAAAUGUUU
Molecule: messenger RNA, 2542 nt
Organism: Lytechinus variegatus (green sea urchin)
Lineage: Eukaryota; Metazoa; Echinodermata; Echinoidea; Temnopleuroida; Toxopneustidae
Gene: psmb4
Product: proteasome subunit beta type-4-like
Exons: 7
Coding region: 50-823 (257 amino acids)
Cellular component (GO): proteasome core complex
Source: RefSeq, a predicted model, not a curated record